CUAUUUAUAUAAACCUCCCUCUCUCAUAUUCUCAUAUAAUAAGAAGUGUGUGAUCACCGCUUGUAGCAUUCUCUCUCUAUAUUUAUAUCUGUUUGGUAGAGAGUAUUACACAGAGAGAGAGAGAGAGAGAGAAUGGAGGUACAUCAAUCAAAGAAGUUUCGUGGUGUCAGGCAAAGACAAUGGGGGUCAUGGGUUUCAGAGAUCCGCCAUCCAUUGCUGAAGAGAAGGGUGUGGCUUGGUACAUUUGAUACGGCUGAAGCCGCGGCAAGAGCAUAUGAUCAAGCAGCCAUUGUAAUGAAUGGUCAAAAUGCAAAGACCAAUUUCCCUAUAACCAGCAGCCAAGGCUCUCCAGCAGAAACCAAUAUAGCUGCUAAGCUCCGUAAAUGCUGCAAGGACCCUGCCCCGUCCCUCACUUGUUUGCGUCUAGAUAGCGACAAUUCCCACAUUGGUGUGUGGCAAAAACGCGCUGGCAAAGGGUCUGACUCCGGCUGGGUAAUGAGGGUUGAGGUUGGUAGCAAGAGAAAACUGGUUGACGCAACGACAACCACUGACACGACGUCGUCGUUGGAAUCAUUGUCUCCGGUGGCGGUGGUGGAAGAUGGUGGUCCGGGAGGACAUCUUGAUAGAAAUGUAGAGGAAGAGAAUAGGAUGGCAAUGCAGAUGAUAGAAGAAUUGCUUAACUGGAAUUAAUUAGAUGGUAUAUAAUUAUAUAUAUUGUUUUUCCCUUGCGUGUAUACAUAUAUAUAUUUUGUAGAAUUUGAUAUACUACAUAUAUAGUUUUCUCAAUAAUUUGUAAACAUAUAUAUACUCCGUAUAAGUUAUUUUCUAUGACAUUCAUGUAUACAUAUUUUUAAUAUGUAACUUAUAUGAAUAAAUUAAGGCUAUAUGUUAAGCCUAGCAUUUAAUCUCA
Molecule: messenger RNA, 910 nt
Organism: Erigeron canadensis
Lineage: Eukaryota; Viridiplantae; Streptophyta; Magnoliopsida; Asterales; Asteraceae
Product: ethylene-responsive transcription factor WIN1-like
Exons: 2
Coding region: 133-690 (185 amino acids)
Biological process (GO): regulation of DNA-templated transcription
Molecular function (GO): DNA-binding transcription factor activity; DNA binding
Source: RefSeq, a predicted model, not a curated record